AUGACCACGGCCACGCAACCCUCCAAGACCAACAAGACCAGCAUAGCUGCAACAAGGGCGGCCAGCAGCGCUUUCAAUACGUGUGACGCCGCGUCGAAGUGCCUUGUAGCUGUCGUAACUAGUUUCGUGAUGCUAAAUAUCGCUGGUGUGAGAGCGAUGCAGCAGCCCUCGAACGUGCUGUUCGGCCGUCUAUGA
Phytophthora nicotianae INRA-310 is the source of this 195-nucleotide messenger RNA. RefSeq lists its product as hypothetical. The coding region runs from base 1 to 195 and encodes 64 amino acids. NCBI's taxonomy places the organism in Eukaryota, Oomycota, Peronosporomycetes, Peronosporales, Peronosporaceae. The transcript is spliced from 2 exons. The record is from RefSeq and is a predicted model, not a curated record.